GGCUGGAACUCAGGAAUGUGGGUGAUCGGGUGCCCACACCCUGGGAGGAGAGGCAGAGAAGCCCACGCCCAGGAGAGCAGGGUGGAGGAUUAUGAGAAGGGCCAAGAAGGAGACAGGCUAGCCACCCAGCCAGAUCCAGCCAUGCAGGUACAGGAAGAAGGAGACAACUGUAUCCCCUUUGCCAAGUGUUCCAGGGUGGUCAGCCGAUCUCCACCUUCCAGCUUGUCUUCCCAGAGCCUCAGACUGAUGCCCCAGCGUUAUGGAGACAGCUUCUGGGAGAGCCUUAGUCAAAAAUCCGGCCCCAUCUGGACAGAAGAACAGUACAUUCCCCCCUUGAUGAGAGCCACUGGUUACUCCCAGCCUGGCUUUUACUCCCCUGAGGGGCUCCCACCUCCUGAGAGGCUUUGCAGAAGAAAAAGAAGGAAGCCAUGUUUGGCAGGAGUACAGCAAGGACCUGGGGGCAUCCCAGCCCGGGUCAGGGCUGUGGCUUAUCACCUGGAGGAUCUAAGGAGGCGCCAGAGAAUCAUCAAUGAACUGAAGAAGGCCCAGUGGGGCAGCUCUGGGGCUGCAUCUGAGGCCCUGGUGCUUGGGGAAGAGGGCCCUGGAUUCCCCAGAUCCACCGAAUACCCUGAUCUGGAAGAGAGGGCAGCCUAUCCUCUGGAAAAGGCCCGUCUUCUCAGCACUGGCAGGGCCCAGCUGCUUUGGUCUCCCUGGAGUCCCCUAGGCCAGCACGGGCCUUGCCCUUCCAGGGAGCUGGGCUCCCAGGCCUUCUGCAGCAGUGUCACAGCCAGUAGGAGCCCCCUUUACAAUCCCUGGGGGAUGGAGUUGGAGUCUGAGGAAUAAAGAGAAAUCUUCCAGGCCCCAGAUGAUGGUGCUGGCUGCCUCCGGGACCCAAGACCAGUUCCCAUCACUAGAAUCUCCCCCAUUUCUGGCAUUUCCGUUUCCUGAGCCUCUCCCAAUUUCGUUUCCCAUCUUCGGAACUAUGCGUUAACAGCCACCCCCCCACCCCCAGGGCCUCCGGUCUCAAAUCCCUGCCCCUUCACAACAACCCCAAGAACUCCGGCCUUCUUUUCCACUAGGCCCUGCUCCCCGGCGUUGUGUUCUCUCUGUUGUUAUUAAAGCAAGCACAUUGA
Messenger RNA from Choloepus didactylus (southern two-toed sloth), 1133 nucleotides. RefSeq names its product inhibitor of CDK, cyclin A1 interacting protein 1 (gene INCA1). Gene Ontology annotation, biological process: negative regulation of cell population proliferation; negative regulation of cyclin-dependent protein serine/threonine kinase activity. The transcript has 7 exons. Lineage: Eukaryota; Metazoa; Chordata; Mammalia; Pilosa; Megalonychidae. The record is from RefSeq and is a predicted model, not a curated record. The coding region runs from base 16 to 843 and encodes 275 amino acids. Gene Ontology annotation, cellular component: cytoplasm. Gene Ontology annotation, molecular function: cyclin-dependent protein serine/threonine kinase inhibitor activity; cyclin binding.